Messenger RNA from Gordionus sp. m RMFG-2023, 738 nucleotides. Its product is annotated as actinia tenebrosa protease inhibitors-like. Gene Ontology annotation, molecular function: serine-type endopeptidase inhibitor activity. The record is from RefSeq and is a predicted model, not a curated record. Lineage: Eukaryota; Metazoa; Nematomorpha; Gordioida; Chordodea; Parachordodidae. The transcript has 4 exons. The coding region runs from base 1 to 738 and encodes 245 amino acids.
AUGUAUGAUGGGAUCUCUCAAAUCCCAUUUAGGAGAGGCCAACUUUUGGUAUGGGACUAUUCCUGUAUUGACCCCUUGGCCCCAUCCAACCACGCCAUCAACAUCCUUGACCAGAAGGAACAACUUAAAAUUUCUAAAUACACAGAAAUAAUAAACGAUCAUUGCUUCAUCCCAAUCAUAUCAACCACUCUUGGCACCUUCGGCAAACUCGCCUUAGCAUUUUUCAAAAAAUUAGGAUCACAAAUCAGCAAACUCUCAGAAGAACCCCGAGAGGGGGAAUGUUAUCUUCCAAAACUAAAGGGCCCUUGCAAAGCUUUCUUUCCCCGAUAUCAUUACGACCCAGAACAAGAACGAUGCCGAUUUUUUACUUAUGGAGGUUGUAAAGGAAAUGGGAACAAUUUUGAAAGUAUGGGAGAUUGUGAAAGAGCCUGUAUCCCAAAUGAAACAGUUACGGCUACCACAUUGACAAUUUUUUCUUUGCCUUCUAAUUAUACAACCAUUUUAUCGAAAAGUAACAUCACCAAAUACUAUUAUACAGACCAAGAGGAUAUAUGUAAACCCUUUAUAUUUACUGGAUGUGGUGGUAACAAAAAUAAUUUUGACGAUGAAGAAAAUUGUAAUCAUCUUUGUAAAAAAAAAUUAUUAAAAGAUUCCGAUACAUCUACUACAAUCAUAGAUGAAGCUGGGCACAUUUCGAAUGAUUCUAUUAUAUAUUCUGAUGUAAAUAUGUUGAUUUAG